This is a messenger RNA of Anastrepha ludens (Mexican fruit fly), 1736 nucleotides long. RefSeq names its product akirin. Lineage: Eukaryota; Metazoa; Arthropoda; Insecta; Diptera; Tephritidae. The record is from RefSeq and is a predicted model, not a curated record. Gene Ontology annotation, biological process: positive regulation of transcription by RNA polymerase II; positive regulation of innate immune response. Bases 268 to 876 code for a protein of 202 amino acids. Gene Ontology annotation, cellular component: nucleus; chromatin. Gene Ontology annotation, molecular function: transcription coregulator activity. The transcript has 4 exons.
UAUAUUCUACAGCAAUCCGAAAUUAGUCGUCGAACGUCGUCACCAACUUUCAUUGUGUUAAAAUUUGCUACAAAAUUUCCGAGAGUUAAAAAAGAAAAAAGCAUUUUUCACCAUCGUAGGCAAGUGUAGAAUUAUAAAAACUUUAAUUUAACUGUGCAUUGAAGUGGCCUUUGAGUUAUAUGUUGAACGAAAGAUUUUUAUCCCGUGGCAAAAAAUAUAUCAUACAACAAUAAUAUUAAGAACAGAAAAAACUAUUGUUCAUAAAAAAUGGCCUGUGCAACACUCAAACGGACUCUAGAUUGGGAAGCGCUAAAUCAACGGCCUACAAAACGUAGACGUUGCAAUCCGCUUGGCCAAUCAACAGGAAAUGGAUCAUCAUCAUUGCGCUCAUCUUCAGUUGCCACCACUUCAUAUGAUAACGUGCAAGGUCCCAGCGGAAGCCGCGUUUCAAAGGAACCUCAAAUGAAUCCAUUCACAGAGUCCAAUCUAUCAAAAAUAUCACCAGAUAAAAUAGCCCAGGAUAUUAGGGAUGAAAUCAAGCGACUGCACCGUUGUAAACGUCUCCAGUAUUCAUCGGCCACCAUUGAUGGUAUGCAACAAGAUUCAGAAUCUAGCGGUUCUGAAAUGGGCGCCGAUAGUCCUCGUCGCCCAGACACUCCACCAAGCUUGGUGCGUAAUCCAGAGAAAGCCCUUUUUACAUUCAAACAGGUGCAAUUGAUAUGCGAACGUAUGCUGAAGGAGCGGGAAGAUGAAAUUCGUGAAAAAUACAACGCCGUGUUGACUACGAAGCUCGCUGAGCAGUAUGAUGCGUUUGUGAAAUUCACUUAUGAUCAAAUACAGAGGCGCUAUGAAGCCACACCAAGCUAUCUUUCAUAAUCGGACCUCAGGCGUACUUCAUUACUAGUCGCUAAGAUUUCAUAUUUGCAUACAUGAAUUUUUUUGUUGAAAAAAUACAAAUACAACACUAAAAUUCUCAUCCUAACAAUUGAACAAGAGAACUGAAGAGAAACAUUGAAAUAUUCGAUUCAUUUAAGUAAAACGCCUGAAUUAUAAAAAAAUGGAUUAAUUAACAGUUGCUGGCGUAUUUAAGUUUUUACUUAAGUGCAUUAAAACCAAAUUAACAUCUUGAGGAACCUUUUCAGUAAGGUACUUUUACUAAAUAUACUACUAUGUUUAGAACAGAUUAUUUGCACACCCACGUAAACGGUUUGAAAGCGAAUGUUUGGGAAAGAAAAUUUAAUAUCGUAAGAUUUAGAGACUGGGUUGUGAGCUCUAAUAACACUUUGUGGUAGCUAAUGCAAUCUAUUUACAGCUGAAUAGUGUAGUAGUGGAUUUUUUAAGUUCGAAAUUAUCGUUGAAAAAUCGAUUCUGACUACAAAGAUAUACGAGGAAAUAAAAUAAAUGCUUAUGAAUUGGACUGAAGGAAUAAAACCAUCCAGUCAUUCGCUCGCUUCCUUAUUAUUAGUACGCCGAACGUAUGUUAAAGAAAUUUAAAGGGUUUAGUAGUAUAUGGAAUAUUAAAGCAAAUCACUUGUAAAAAUAGAACUCAAAGAUUUGAAAAUCAGCCAAACUCGCAUCAGAGAAAGCUACCAAAAUUUGAAGUUAAAAGAUACAACAAAGGACCAAUACAACCAACAAAUAAACAACAAUUAAAAACCUCAGCAUCAGUAAAAACAUAUAAUUAUAUACACAAAAAAAAAAACUAUAUAUUAUAUAAACUUAGUAUAGUACAGAUA